GCCAGCUAAACAAUAUUUAGCAGGAAAUAGUUUUAAACGCAUUGAAUUUUAUCUGAGUUAUAGUUUACGUUUGAAUUUUCACAUUAAUACGUCCCUGAUGCAUGUUUGUAUUUCACUGGAGGUUAGCCUUCAAAAUUAUAUGUACAUGAAAUUAUAACAUUUACAAAAUUGGUGAUGAAUCAUUUGUGAUAUUAUUGUAUUAAUUUCGCUGAUUGAUGCAUAAUUGCUGUGCCAAUUCUUGAAAGUUGUCAGCAAAUCACUGGUCAAGAUGUUUAACAACUUCUUUGGCAAACCAGACCCUAAAGAACAGCAGAGGCAGGUGGACAGAUCCCUCAGGAAAGCUUCCAGGGAAAUCGAGCGCGACAGGCGUGAAUUAGAAAAAGAGGAAAAGAAAUUAGAAUUAGAAAUCAAGAAACUAGCCAAAGAGGGCAACAAUGAAGGCUGUAGGAUUCUGGCAAAGCAGUUGGUGCAACUUCGAAAGCAAAAGACAAGAACCUAUGCUGCCAACAGUAAGCUGCAAGGUGUCAGUGUGCAGACCAAAGCAAUGGGUGCAAAUGUAAAACUUGCUGAUGCCAUGGCAGUGGCAGGCAAGUCAAUGGGACAGAUGAAUCAGUUGAUGAAUCCAGCACAGAUUGGAGCUACCAUGCAAGAGUUCUCGAAGCAGGGCAUGAAGAUGGACAUGACUGAGGAGAUGAUGAAUGAUGCCUUUGAUGAUAUCCUAGCAGACAGUGAUGAAGAGACUGAGUCCAAUGACAUUGUCACUCAAGUGCUUGAUGAAAUUGGUAUUGAGAUGUCUGGCAAGAUGUCUGGUGUCCCACUGCCAGAACAAGGGAAAAUUGACAUGGGGUCAAGCUCCAAAGAUGGCAAACUCACAGAUUCAGAAAUUGAGGCACAACUUAGUAAAUUGCGCUCGUAAAAUUUCUCAUUGCUUAUGAAAAACAUCAAGUUAUCAGCAGCUCGUAUUCGUUUUUAUCGUUAAAUUAAAUUCAUUUAAGUAAUACGUAUGAAUAAAUCAUUUUGGGUAAUGUUUUGUGAAGCAAUUUGCACUUUUUAGCUUGUUAAUAUUGUUAUUUAUGUUAAUAUUCUGAGUAUUUUAAGAAUAAAUCCAAAUUUAAUAAAAA
This is a messenger RNA of Dalotia coriaria, 1121 nucleotides long. It is a transcript of the gene CHMP2B, whose product is annotated as Charged multivesicular body protein 2b. The record is from RefSeq and is a predicted model, not a curated record. Gene Ontology annotation, biological process: late endosome to vacuole transport; protein transport; endosome transport via multivesicular body sorting pathway. The coding region runs from base 269 to 916 and encodes 215 amino acids. The transcript has 4 exons. Gene Ontology annotation, cellular component: ESCRT III complex; multivesicular body. Lineage: Eukaryota; Metazoa; Arthropoda; Insecta; Coleoptera; Staphylinidae.